This is a messenger RNA of Hypanus sabinus (Atlantic stingray), 944 nucleotides long. RefSeq names its product mitochondrial ribosomal protein L53 (gene mrpl53). The coding region runs from base 43 to 375 and encodes 110 amino acids. Gene Ontology annotation, cellular component: mitochondrial large ribosomal subunit. Lineage: Eukaryota; Metazoa; Chordata; Chondrichthyes; Myliobatiformes; Dasyatidae. The record is from RefSeq and is a predicted model, not a curated record. The transcript is spliced from 3 exons.
CUCAGAUCACGUGCGCUCUUUGCCGGCGCCGGCUGCAGUGAAAUGGCGGCGGGUAGGGCGAAGGUGGUGCUGAAAGCGGUGAAAGAUAUCAGCGUGCAAUUUUGUCCUUUCCAGUCCAAUGUCCGAAGUGCCAGAGAGUUUCUUGCUGCAAUAGGAACAGAAAAGGCACGUCAAACAAACUCCAACUGUCGGAUUGUAGCUGAUGUAAGGCAUGAUGAGACAGAGCCUGUAAUAACUGUAACAUUCAAUGAUGGAGAAAACUUGAUAAUGAAGUCAGCAAACUUGACAAACAGAGAGAUGCUAUCAGUUUUCAAUGAGAGGUGUAUUGCCAAAGACCCCAAGGCAGAAGAUGCGGGACAAAAGAAAGCUAACUGAGUUACAUUAGUACUAUGUUAAUGUUUUCACUGGAAAUUCAAGCCUGAUGAAGUGUUCAAUGACUUGGUAUUUGUCAAAUUUAAAGCUGCAACUAAAGCAUUUACGUAAUAUACUGUCCAGUACAAUGAAGCUCCUUUCAGUUCAUCAUUCAAUGGAAUUCUGAGUCAUGAUUUUAGAAUUUAUGUCCUUCAGAGCUGUGUCCAAUAGGAUCUGGAUUAAGUAGGAACUCGAAAAUUUGUAAUAACUCAGCAACUGCUAGCAGAACACCCUAUUGUGAAUAGUGGCAUAUUAUUGUACAUAUUGACUACAAGAAAACAUUUUGUCUUGGUAAGAUUACUCAAUUUCUUUAGUGAUCACUAUUUUCCUAUUUAACUUACGGCAUUGUUUUGUAUAUAUGUACCAGAGAGUCUGAAAUAAGGCCAAGAAGAACAGAAAAGAUACCUAAAGUGGCAUAAUUUGCUGUCAGAUUUGGAUUUUUAAAAAUGUGAAAUGUAUUACUUUUAAGCAUUGUAAUUUUUUAAACCUAAGACAUUCUUUCCAAUGAAUAAAAUUAGCAGUUUGCUUGACAA